AUGGCUGACUCCGCAGUUCCUAAUGGAGUCCACUCCAAUGACACAGCUCCGGUUGCGCAGUCCGGGUCCGACCGCUUCGAACUCAUCUCCGGUCCUUUAAUCAACCUCAAGAACAUGCAUUAUGAUUCCGCCGCCCUGUGGAUCGGAAGUGUCUUGAUCGUCACCAAGCCCGGUCAGGAUCAACCACAGCUACACUUACACCAACUGGGUCCCAUCUCCGAGGGUCAUUCCCAAUCCCAGUCCCAAGCAAACCAAACCAUCGACGGUCUCAAGCUCUACGAAGAUCCCCACAAGGCCUUUUGGCGAUUCUCAUUGGAAGUACCGGUCGAGUCUUACGAGGCGCGCUGGGAAUAUGAGAUCCCAGGAUUAUACAAUGAAUCAGGCGAGCAGGUCAAUAGCCCCUGGAAUUUUGUUGUUCCCGCAGAGGAGCAAUCCAUGCGCAUCAUGUUCCACUCGUGCAAUGGGUUCUCCGUUGGAACUGAUAUGGAAGCUUGGGUCGGACCUAAUCUCUGGAAUGAUGCUUUGCGCGUUCACGGAGAAAAGCCUUUCCAUGUUAUGGUUGGUGGUGGUGACCAGAUCUAUAAUGAUGGGAUCCGAGUUGAUGGUCCCUUGAAACCGUGGACUGCUAUUGGGAACCCGCACAAGCGCCGAACCCAUGAUUUCAAUAACCAGAUGCGCGCCGACUGUGACGAUUACUACUAUGCUAAUUAUGUUCGCUGGUACAACACCGAGCCUUUCCGAGCUGCCAAUGGUCGUAUCCCUCAGGUGAAUAUCUGGGACGAUCACGAUAUCAUUGAUGGAUUUGGAUCGUACACGGAUCAUUUCAUGAAGUGUGCCGUCUUCCGUGGUAUUGGCGGUGUCGCGUUUAAGUACUACUGCUUGUUCCAGCAUCACAUUGCUCCUCCCAAGUCGACUUUCACCACUGAUGCGCCCCAGACUAUGCACGCUGUUAAUGGCACAUCUGGUGUGGACCCACGCCAGGUGGAGGACACUUACGUCUUGGAGAACCAGGUUGAGGAUGACAGCUGGAUCAUCGGUAAGCGUCCAGGUCCCUAUGUGGAGGAACGCAGCCGUAGUCUGUACAUGCGGUUCGGAAAGCGCAUUGCGUUUGUGGGACUGGAUGCCCGCACAGAGCGCACCCGGCACCAGGUGAACUACGAGGAUACCUAUGACAUCAUCUUCCAGCGACUGGAGGAGGAGAUCGCUGCGGCCGACGGGGAUAUCAAGCAUUUGGUUGUUCUGCUCGGUGUUCCGAUCGCAUACCCGCGUCUGGCAUGGUUGGAGAACAUUCUCACAUCGCCUAUCAUCGCCCCGAUUCGUCUUCUGAAUAAGCGAUUCGGUGUCGCGGGGGGGUCUAUUCAACGAGUUGACUUGCUGGAUGAUCUGGACGAUCAUUACACCGCCCGUCAACACAAGCGCGAGCGAAAGAUGCUUAUCCAGCGUCUUCAAGAGCUUGCCCGCGCCAACUCGGUUCGUGUGACGAUCCUCGGUGGUGAUGUCCACUUGGCAGCCAUCGGACGAUUCUACUCUCACUCUAAAUUAAAUCUGGCUGGAGAGAAUGACCAUCGGUACAUUGUCAACGUGAUCAGUAGUGCCAUCACCAACAAGCCUCCUCCCAAGGCUGUAGCUAACCUGCUGGCUCGCCGGAACAAGAUUCAUCAUCUGGACCGCACCUGUGAUGAAACCUUGAUGAAGAUGUUUGAUGAGCAACCCGGAGGCCAGGAGAAGAGUGCGACAUGGAAUAAGGUUACCAUGCCAUCUCGUAACUUUGCGAUCCUGACCGAGGUUGAAGCCCCGGCUGCCAACGGCACAGCUGUCGAGGUUGAGAGUGCCAAACUGGAGCACCUACCCAAGGAUGGUCACUCGCCUCUUCACAAGGGUGAGGUUGGUGCUGGUACCAAGCACAAGGCCGCCGAUGGGUUCAGUUUGAGUAGUAUGUAUGGUGGAUUGGAUGUGUCUAUUCGAGUGGAGAUCGAUCCCCACGACCGGAAGGGAACUACCGAGGGUUAUGGAUUCAGCAGUAAGUACCCCGAACUCUACACUCUGCGGAAUAAAUUUAGUCCAAUCGCUAACAUGAUUAUAGUUCCUCCAUUGGCAGCUACUGCGCCACCUCCAUCUUCCCGACACAGUCUUCGCUCUCGGAUCUCGCGUCAAGAUAUUCGCCAGGAUGCGCAAGGCCAUUCUAGACGUCCGUCAACUGCCCAAUAA
Molecule: messenger RNA, 2208 nt
Organism: Penicillium malachiteum
Lineage: Eukaryota; Fungi; Ascomycota; Eurotiomycetes; Eurotiales; Aspergillaceae
Exons: 3
Coding region: 1-2208 (735 amino acids)
Cellular component (GO): membrane
Source: RefSeq, a predicted model, not a curated record